GCAAGAGGGGCCCGGCGAAGAAAGUCCUCAGAAAUACCUGGCGUGGAUGCCUACAACUUCAGCGCCGGUGCGACGACGAGGGCGCGGCCCUGCAAAUCAAGGACCUAGCACAGGCUUCUGGCUUUUUCCGCGAGUGCCCAGGGUUCCAUGACGAGGAGGAUGGCUUGACCAGUGCGGUCACGUCUAUCUCUGACAUUUGCCUGUUGAUACCCGCCUCGGCACGACUCAGCCGCGGCGCGCGGUCCUUGUUACCAGAGGUUCUGUUAUGGCUGGUGGGCACAACCCAUCUCCCUCUGGGAGUAGCAGGUGUCUUCUCGGAUCAAGACAUGCGACCCGUUACCCUGAACUCGAUCUCACGUGCUGGCAAGCGUCGCUCUCGGUACGACGCGGUCACCGCCGUCCGUUUGUUGGCACUCAGCCGCUAUUUGCUUUGUGAGAAGCUGCACGCCGCUGUGGAGAGAUGGCUGUGGCGAAGUGGUGUGAUUGGAAGACAGGCGUUUGCGUCGCAGCUGCUUGAUGGAGAUGUCAAGGAAGGCUUUGGCUUUCGUGAUGCAUGCACAAGCUUCAAGACCGUGGGAGCACGCAGAAGUCUUGCCCAUGGUUUGGCAGAGCUUCCAGGGCACUCCUUGCGAAACAUCGUGGAGGCUGCUGCUCUACUUUCGGACGAGUGCGCGAUCGUCCGGAAGAAUUUUCUGCGUGCCCUCUGCGCAGCGGGCUCUGAGGCUGCGUGCUUGCAAGACGAGUCAGCAGAUGUCUGUGGCCAGGCAGCCAUGACCCUUUGUUGUCUCGCUGCCCAAAGUGGCAGGGAAGCAGAGGUGGCUGAACUCGUGGCCCCUCUCUUGACCAACUUAGAUCCACACAUAGUGGAUGCCGCCUCUGAAGGGAUGGCAAGGCUGGGCCCUGCCGCGGCUCCUUUUGCAUUGCGAUGUCUACAGGCAGAAAGCAAGCUUCAGCGCAAAGCCGCUGUCUGCAUCCUCGAAGGAUUGGGAGCAUGCGGCGCACAGGCCGCAGACUCAAUGCUCCAGCAUGCACAUCCGGAAGUGAGGCGCGCUGCCCUGCGCGUUCUGCAGAGAGCCGCGGGGAUUGUGGCUGGCUUCCCAG
Symbiodinium pilosum is the source of this 1101-nucleotide messenger RNA. Lineage: Eukaryota; Dinophyceae; Suessiales; Symbiodiniaceae. The record is from the annotation of a GenBank genome assembly.